UCCGGCCUCGUCGCCUCGGCCUCGCCUCCUGCGCCCCAAUUUUAAGACCACCUCAAAGCAAAAUUUAGACCACCCAAACCCAGACGCAAAUCCCAUUCCCACCCCUCCCCUCCGUCGUCCCCACCGCCAGCGCCACCGCUCCCCUGCGAGGGCGAGAGGCCGUACAUCCGCGACGAUGCUGCUCGUGAGCCAGGCCGCCAACGGCUCCCUCUCGGCGCGGCGGCUGCCGACCAAGCCGCCGGGCCCAGCCACGCCCAACCCCUACCCGCUCUUCGCCAACCCCCGCCUCCCGCGCCGCCGCCUCGCGCUCUCCGGCGCCGGCGCCGACCAAGCGCCCCGCCGCGCCCCGCCGGCCCCGGCCGCCGCGGGCGAGGGCCCCUCCGGCUCCUCCGCCGCCACCGAGGACCCCGUCCUCGUCCGCGUCGCCGACGACGGCGUGCCCCUCGAGGGCGUCAUCCAGAUAGAGAAGCCCGGCGACGCCGGCGCCGAGUCCAAGCUUGUCUCCUACGCGAAGUUGGGGCUCCUUGCCGGCGGGGACGUGCUCUGCCUGCUGCUGUUCUCCGCGAUAGGGAGGUUCAGCCACGGGCUGCCCGUGCUCGACGCGGAGACGUUCAAGACGGCCGACCCCUUCAUUGCUGGGUGGCUGCUAAGCGCCUACCUCCUUGGUGGAUUUGGCGAUGAUGCGAAAGGGCGCAAUGGCGCGGGGAGUGCUGUUAUCACCGCGGCUAAAUCAUGGGCUGUUGGGAUACCGUUGGGACUUGCCAUCCGAGCAGUGACAUCUGGUCAUAUUCCACCAACUCCUUUUAUCUUGGUAACGAUGGGAAGUACAGGGGUCUUGUUAACAGCUUGGCGUGCCCUGGUUUCUCAAAUCCUUUCUGUUGGACAACAGCAGCAGGAUGAUGACUACAGGCGUGGAAGUCCUUUUGAGCUUUUUGAGUUACUGACUUCAUUGGUGCGGAGGUGGUGAUUCUGAAGGCUGAAGCCACAAAAACCUUUAUUGCCGACCACCACCAGGUUCAACUACCUGCGUGUAAGUACAAUUUUGAAGGUGAAGAAGAGCAGGCUAAAACCUACUUCGGAACAUAUGCCGGAUCAAACAUUCUUUGACAAGAUCACACCUGCGACUCUUAUGGAUAAGUAUCUUAUCCAUGUUACUUGAUCAAGCACUUGUAAAAUUAUAAUCUGUAGCUUGACUCAUCCUAAUCAAUAAACGUGGCCUCUUGCUCCGGCAUCUUGGUUUCCA
Panicum hallii is the source of this 1243-nucleotide messenger RNA. RefSeq lists its product as uncharacterized. The transcript has 5 exons. The coding region runs from base 176 to 967 and encodes 263 amino acids. Lineage: Eukaryota; Viridiplantae; Streptophyta; Magnoliopsida; Poales; Poaceae. The record is from RefSeq and is a predicted model, not a curated record.